This is a messenger RNA of Pseudogymnoascus destructans, 609 nucleotides long. RefSeq lists its product as uncharacterized. NCBI's taxonomy places the organism in Eukaryota, Fungi, Ascomycota, Leotiomycetes, Thelebolales, Thelebolaceae. The record is from RefSeq and is a predicted model, not a curated record. The transcript is spliced from 2 exons. Gene Ontology annotation, cellular component: mitochondrion. Bases 142 to 609 code for a protein of 155 amino acids. Gene Ontology annotation, molecular function: fatty acyl-CoA hydrolase activity.
CAGUUGCGACUGCGGAAAGUUAGAAUAUCUGAAAUAUACUCUCCAUUGCUCUAUAAAACUCUCUCACAAAAUACCCUCACGGGGUCACCUCAUAAACUCCCCUAAUCCUGACCUCCUCCGCCGCCGUUCAACCCACCCGCCAUGGACUCCCCAGCCAUCCUCCGCCAGCGGAAACGCUCCGACUAUCCAUACGUCCUCACAUACCGCACCCGCUGGAGCGAUAACGACAUGUAUGACCACCUCAACAACUCAAUCUACAACUUCCUCAUCGACUCAGUAAUCAACACCUACCUCUCCCAGCACUGCGGCCAAUCCCCCCGCACCUCCGCGCAAUACGGCCUCGUCGCCUCCUCGCACACCGACUUCCUCUCCUCGCUCGCCUUCCCCGCCGUCGCUGAGACGCGGCUGCGCGUCCACAAGCUCGGCCGGACGAGCGUCACGUACGAGGUUGGGGUUUGGGAGGAGGGCGUUGAGGGAAUCAAGGCGGUGGGGAGGGUGGUGCAUGUUUUUGUGGAGAGGGGGACGGGGAGGCCCGCGCGGGAUGGGAUGGGGACGGUGCUGAGGGGGGGGUUAGAGAAGUUGAGUUGGGGGGAGAGGGGGAAGUUGUGA